This is a messenger RNA of Cadophora gregata, 1875 nucleotides long. RefSeq lists its product as uncharacterized. Lineage: Eukaryota; Fungi; Ascomycota; Leotiomycetes; Helotiales; Ploettnerulaceae. The record is from RefSeq and is a predicted model, not a curated record. The transcript has 2 exons. Gene Ontology annotation, cellular component: nuclear pore outer ring. Bases 1 to 1875 code for a protein of 624 amino acids. Gene Ontology annotation, molecular function: protein binding.
AUGGCAGAAACAUUCCCAAAACCUAGAGUGUCCAAAAGCUCGCAGAGUGUGCAGCUAGGUUACGAGUUACCGCAUCGGGUGUUCAGCACAAAAGCAUAUCCCAUAUUAUCACAAAACGGCUCUACGGUCAUUAUCUAUGGUCAUGACAAUGGUGUGAAGAUAGUCUGGAGGGGUGGAAAGAAAUUCAAACCCCAACAACCAGCAGCUGCAGCUAACAUGAAGGCGAACGGCGCUGGAAGUUCUGCUGUCAUUUCACUCGACUCCGACGAUGAAGGCGACUCUGCGAAGCAGCCUUUCGAAGACAAGCCUGAAUUCGAGGCGAGUGAAGAAGAGCUAAAUCCUUUACACCCACACCCUGCCACUCUUCAAGAGCUCGACUUGUGGUUCGGAACAGAAGUCCUGGACCUGGCCGUACUACCAUCCACUAUCUUGAAAGCGGACAGUCCGUCAUGGCGUGGUGUAGAUGUGUUGAAGCACAAGAUAGUCUUCGCGGCCUCAUGCUCCGAUAACUCUGUUCGACUGGUCACUCUGCCCCUCACUCCACCAUCGCCUGCCAGCAAAGCAAGACCUGAACUUCGAAGCGAUUUCACACUUGCCAACGCUGGAAAAGGUACUUGGGGAGAAACAGUCGUGGUUCUUAAUGGGCAUCAGAAGCCUUCGGACGGAGUCUCGGUGACGGUGGAUAUUGUUGGAGCAAGGUCAGAUUCAAAAGCUGCUGCAGAUCCACAGAUUGUCGUUGCGUCACAUUCCAGGGAAGUGACUGGCCUCUUGCGUCUAUGGCGAGUUCCUCUUAAGUCUCCCCAACCACAGGUUGAGCCAUUCCAAUCGAUCUCUCUUGCCUCUCCCGCGAAAUCUAUCUCGUUUAAUCCAUCCUUAUCAAGUCAAUAUACAAGCCAUCUCUUGGUCGCAGAAGCUGUGGGAGUUUGCCGGAUCUAUGAUUAUAAGCUGCUUCUCAAGCCAAACGAGGAGUCUUCAGAGAACGUCGCAGCAGAGCACGGAACGUGGCUUCUCUCCCUAUACGCAGGUUUCCCGUCCCUGAAGAACGAUCCUCAAGCACAGCAGGCAGGAGCCCACACAGGCUUCGGUCGGAAAACAGUUGUUGAUGCACAGUGGGUUUCUGGGGGACGAGCCAUCAUUGUGUUACUCAAUGACGGAGAAUGGGCUAUCUGGGACAUCGAAGGUGUCGGUCCAAAUGCACCACAGGGAAUUCUCGGACGCCAAGGAAUCAAGGGAGGUUCGAUAUCAGAAUACAGCUUGACUGGGUAUAUCGAUGGUGCUGCCAAAGUACGACCUUCAGGACCGCCACAGAUUACUAGCUCGAAAUUUGCACCAAUGACCCCCGGAAGCCGGAAAGCAGCGAAUCCAUUCAACGAGCGAGGGUCUGACAGUCGCGUGCGUGGCCAGAUCUCGGUAGUUGAGGUGCGAUCCUCGUCCACUACAGCUCCUUCUGAAGAAUCGAUAUUGUUCUGGCUGGGCGACACAUAUGCUGUUAUACCAAAUCUCGCGAAAUACUGGGCAGCAAAUGCGCAGAAGACUGCCGGAUCAGGCAGCCUUUUCGGCGGUCCUUCUGGUGCCCGGAUGGUUAAGCUUGAGAGUGUCGACCUUCAAGGCGAGCGCUGCUCAGGCAUUGAGCAAAUCGCCAAGUCUUCGACAAAUCCAGCAGGGUUGUUAUCAGAGAUCCUGAUAUUGGGCGAACACAGGUAUGUCUUGCUCGUCUUUGGAAAGCCAGUGGGAAGUGAGCGACCAGCCGAGAAGUCAGCGAGCCGACUUGCAUUGGUCGAGAAGAGCAUAAAUGGUGGGGAACUGGAUGUCGGUGGCAUUGAGCAGGCACUGGCGAGAAUGGAAAACGGCGGAUCAAAACGAAAACUCUUCUAG